Molecule: messenger RNA, 3815 nt
Organism: Topomyia yanbarensis
Lineage: Eukaryota; Metazoa; Arthropoda; Insecta; Diptera; Culicidae
Exons: 5
Coding region: 1-642 (213 amino acids)
Source: RefSeq, a predicted model, not a curated record
AUGGAGCUAGCGGCUGUACGAAGCAAUCCACUGCGUGGUCGGGGUGAUCUGGAGGCUCAGGUGAACGAAAGCUGCUUUUUCACGGAACAAUGCGAGCAGAUGACCGAGCAAACCGAAUGUCGCGAUGGACGCUGUAUUUGCCGCUUCGAGAUGAAUCCUAUUUUCAAGCCCGAUGGAUCCAUCGAGUGUCGAGCCACCAUGAACAAACCCAUCGAACCGGAAAAGUACAUCGAUCCGGCCAUGAUCGGCGUGCUGGUGGCCAUGGCUGUCAUGUUCAUCAUCAUCUGCGUGGUGCUGCGACUGUUUAGCAAGGCCCGCUGGCGCGACAACCGUACCAUCUUCAACACCCCGAACCCCCGGCUGAUGAACGUAUCGCUACUACGGGAGAACAAGCUGCUCCACGGCCAGGAACGCCGUGGUUCCCGAAUGUCCGUACGGAUGCCGUCGCGACAACCGAGCAUGGCCUCGCUACGUCCCCACUCACCGAACGCAUCGAUAGCAGGAUCUCGCCGAGGUUCACGUGGUAGCAGUAACGUUUCGGCGGCUUCCAUGCGCUCGAAUCGUAGCCAACAUGCUAAGGACAACGGAACGAACCACCACAAUGAAAGCGUCACCGUGGAGAUUUCCGAGAUUCGAUCCUAAGCGAUCUAUUACGACUGCAUCAACUUUGUCGCGACUCGUUAGGGACCAUUAUAAUACUAGAUUCCUAAUUAUCCUAGAACAGAUAUAGAGAAGAAGCAAGAAAAAGAGUUUCGAACCGCUAUUCUUACUGAUAGAUAACAUUCUACUACCAUUUUAACAGGCACCACAACCAAUCAAGUGAUCUUUAACGACGAAGUGAGAAAUUCUAAUCGUGAAAUCCUUACCACGUGGCUUACUAAGUAAAAAGACCGACAAAGAGAAACCUUUUUCCACGAAACUCGAAGGAACAACUGUCAGUAUAAAUAUAGACAGAAUACAAACGCUAUUUCUAGAGACAAACUAUCCUUGGCAUCUUCCGAAGUGUGUAGUCUAUGAAAUGAUAAAAGCAUACCGCAAUAAAUAAAGUGGUACUAGACCGUAGGAUGCGAAGAAUCAUCGUCAUAUCGUAGCAUCAAAUGAAUGAAUUGUAUUUGUCAAGUAAUCCAGUUUUGAGCCUAUCCAAGUAGUAGUAGGCCACAGUCAGUAUGGCAGUAGAACCUUAGUGAAGUACUAGAGUGGACUACGCGUCAGAAUUUAUUACAAAAAUUGUUAGAACAGUUUUGGUUUGUUUUUGUGUUUCUCGCCAUUGUAUCUUGAAAACCAUAAAAGAAGAGUAAAACAUAUAUUAGCUGUCAGAUCACCAGAGAGAGGUAGCACCAUUAGUGACAUUGAAAAAAAUUUAAAAUCAGUAGGGGCAAAUAUAUUUUCUUCAGCCAAUUCAUGUAGAAUCUAGUUUGUUUUGUUAUCUGAAACAAAACCAAAAAGAUUAGAUGCGCUGACAUAUUUUAUGCAGCGGUAAAUAUUGAUCCAUUUUAAAGCUUGAACAGAAAGAUAAAACACGCGCAAAUCGAAAUGACAAUCCAUCAUCGUGUGUAAACAAACAAAAAAAUAAAUGGACAUUCCAUAUUAAUAUUGAUCCGAAAAGAGAUGAAUUACGUAGGGUACGGUUUGAAAAAAAUACAACAAAAAAUAUUACAACUAGACAACAAUUAGUGCAAUUUUGAAGUAGUGUCCGUAGCAGAAGCUUCGAAUUACAUGAUAAAAACAACAACUGAACUAUAGAAUUACCGAACAGGAAUAGCAAGAUGGAAAGAUGGCAGCACCGCCGCAAUGCCGCACAUGGAAGGUCAGAAGAUGGAAAAAAAUGAUUUAAACUAAUACCAGAACCACAUUUUUACUUCUACUGAUAUAGCGUUUGAAUGGAAAGAUUCUAGGACAUAACAAAUUAUAUGAAAUUAUUUGUAUAAAAAAACAAAAGUAUAUUAAACAACAGAACAAUGACUGCUUUACACCUAGAGUCACAUAAAAGUGAACAUACAGCAUAAAACAUUUAGCACUAGUGCUUCAAGGUUCAAAUACUUCUAAUUAAGAACAAAUUUUGAUAAAUAUGAAAACCUAUACAUAAUAUUUAAGAUACAUUCAUUUGUCGCUGAUUUAAAUUGCGCUUUGGUUACCACUGAUUAAGCAAAAACAUUAUAAAAACGACUACUCUAUUGGCAAUGUGGAGCGCAUGUGAUAUUAUAAAAAUAAAUCUACCUAUAGUUCAGAUUGAAUUUCACACAAACAUCAAACUUCAUUCCGUAGCAAGCCGCGAUAUGAACAGACCAAACAAAACAAAACCGGAGCGCCAUCUCUGGAAUGUUUCUCCCAAAAUAGGGGAAGAUUUUGGAAGAAAUAUUUCGCACUUUGCUGUGUCCGUAUGCGCUUUGUUCGCUCGUGCUCGAUCAUUCACGAAACCCACGGAGUCAUAUGUAUUGCAAUAUUGCAGCCGUAGCGAGCUAAUCGAUCUCAGUGACGUAAACACAACUGUCCGUACGUUAUUGCAUCGAACUCCCCCAUACCCAGCUUCAGUUACCAAAUGCUUUUCCAAUUGUGUGUGUAUAUUAAUUCCAUUCUUUAGAAAUAAUCGACCAAAUAAUAACAGAACGAAAAUGCUUUAAUCGAUGGUGAAUAACUGAUUAAUAGAGAUAAAAUGUUGAUAAAAAAAAACAAAAGCUUUGACAGAAACUCUAACAAAACAGUAGAUGACUCAAUUGUAGCAGCAUCUUGUGAUUGUGAGAUCAACAUCUAAUUUCAUUAAAUAGAUUAAAUACCUUUCAUUUUCGCAGCGGCGAAACUCAUAAAAACUCUUAUUACCUUUUCAAUGUUAAACACCACCUCCCUUACCGAGUUAAAACCCUUAUCCUGUAUCAAUUUAAAUAAUAUUCGUUAUGAACAGAAUAAUUAACUUAGUAAAGAAAUGAAAAUAAAGACGCCACAACUCGAUUUGCCUAGCGAGCAAACAAAAUAGCUUCGUAGAAAUAAGCUCUCUUAUAUAAAUUGAAAAUAGUUUAGUUCUAAGGCACGAACCAAAAAAAAAACUGCAUCAAUCUGAGUUGAAAACGUUAAAAUUUUGAAAUUUGGGGAAGAAUUUCAAAAUUGGCACGUUUUGCUCCAAGCAAAAAUGAAGGUAAUUAGCGUGACUUGAGAUACAAUAGAAUAUUAGCGUGUGCAACAACACACUCGCACUGAAUAGUCGAGAAUUCACUCAUCCUUAGAUUGUUUCAAUAGCUCUCACGCAAACACUCUCACAAAAACACACCCACACACGUUAAAAUAGAAAUCAGAAGCCAUAGAUUAGGAUUACGACAAGCGACGAAUGUAAUAUGAAAUGCGCGAAAGCUUUUAUUUACUACAAAGAAUACUAGCUCCAAAUGCGCUAUCGAACUAUUUUCUAUGAUUAUUAAAAAACACGAAACCAAAAAAAAAUGAAUUUAAAAUCUUGAGACUAUUCUUGUUCUAUCUUCUAUUUAUAACAAAUGAAAAAAAAAGAUAAAAAAUACAAAAACAAUGCUACACAAAAAAUCAAGAUUUGUUCUCAAUGAACAAACAAAAUGAAGCAUCAAAAGAAACACACCUACACAGAUACACGCAGAUGAGCUGAACAUGGAAAUGUAAGCGAAAAACUUCUACUUUCAAAAUAUUGUAGAGGCAAAGAUCAUGUAGCAAAAAAACAACAACAUUAAAUCAAGAACCGACAUUAAUUCAAGUAUGAGUUGAACAAAAAAACAAUAUAUACUAGCUAAGAUGUAUCACUUUACAGAACUUAAAACUUUUAUUAAAAACAUAUUUACUUUACAUAAACUAACAAAACA